CAAAGGCAUUGGAUAUAGAUACUAUAUUCAUAUCUUCAUCCCUGAUAGCUCAUUUAGGGCCAUGCGAAACUCACCGGAGGAGCCAAACUGGUCGUGCAUAUACCGCUACACACCGCGCCUUCGCAUAUAAAACAAUCAGCAGCUAAAUCUUUACUCCUGCCAUCUUCACUAGCAUCUCCAACCAUGUCAGUCAAGAGAGAGCCCGUCAAACAGGAAAUUCCAGCACCGGAAGAAUGGGACGAAAUUCCAUUGUUCUGUUGCACGCAAGAGGAGAUCAAUGAGACGAGACACCACAUUCUCAAGUUCCAGUCUAAGAACUUUGUGGACCCCGUGAGCAACUUCAAGUUGCCUAUCCGGUUGCACCGCAAGGACCCCAAAAACUUGCAAUUCCAGUUGACGCGGGCGGAGAUUGACCAGCGCAAGAAGAUGAACGAUGAGGUGGCGAAGCUGGAGGCUGACUUGAAAACGCGGAGGGACGGCGGGGAGGACGACGAAGGCGAAGAAGGCGUCGUAGCAAACGAAGUCGAUGAGAAGAAGGUCGAUAAGUUUGAUAGAUUCCAGAAGCCAGAGGUAGACAUGUCUCAGGUAGCGCCUGACGGUGGUGCACGCAAACCGAAGGGGAAAAAGCUCUUCAAGAAGCAAACGCGCCAGAUCACGCUCAUGGACGAGGGGAAGCGAAAGUUAAGAUACGAAGAGUAUUAUCCCUGGGUGAUGGAGGAUUAUGAUGGUAAGAACACGUGGGUGGGUAGUUACGAGGCAGGGAACUCCGACACGUAUGUCUUGUUUGUGCUUGAAAACGACAAGUUCAAGAUGAUCCCAGCGGAGAAGGUGUACAAGUUCACUCAGAGAAACAAGUACGCGACGUUAACGUUGGAAGAAGCUGAGGCAAAAAUGGAGCAGAAGACCAAUGUCCCCAGAUGGUUGAUGAGACACAUGGAGAAUGACACGGGUGAGGGUGGUGUCGCCAAUGAUUCCCGCUUCAAGCGCGCGAACAACAAGAUUCGCACCGUGGUGGGGGCGCCAACCGAUGGUGGCUCGCGCGACUCUGACCACGACGAUUUGGACUUUGAUGAGGAGUUUGCAGAUGACGAAGAAGCACCGAUCAUGGACGGUGACAUGGAGGAAAACAAGUUGAGUGAACAGAGAAUGAAAAAGGAGAUGUUGAAAGCAAACACGUUCCAAGACGCCUCUGAGGAAGACGAUGAUGAUGAUUUAUUUGGCGACCGACAGGAGGACAAGGCGGGGAAGAAGUUGAGAAAGACAUUGAUCAAGGCGGAGCUGAAGGUGUAUGAGACGGAUGAGGAGGAAAAUCCGUACUUGUCUUCGGACGACUUGGAGAGUUCUUCAGAAUCUGACAGAGAAACUGUGAAAGUGAAGGAGGAAGACGCCAAAGAAGAUAAAGAGACGUCCCCGAAGAAGGGAAUUCUCAAGCGCGGCAGACCGAAGAAGCAGGUGUUUGUCAAGUACAACAAAGACUCGCUUAUCAUCAUCAAGGCCCCUCAAGCAGCUUUGUCUAUGUUUCCAGUUGGCGAAUGGAACCCGUUAGUCCCGAAGCGUGUGCUCGAGAUUGAUGAGUCGCAGUUCAAGAAGGGCAACAAGCGCCUCAAGCUCGCCCUCAACUCACCGUCCAUGUCACCAUAUAGCGGCCAGACCUCUCCGUCGGCCAUGCCUUCCGUCAAGUCUGAGUCGCCGGUGUUUACCGGCGUACCGGUAGAUGCGGACAGCUACACCUCUCUUGUGACCCCAGAAGACGUCAUCGAGGCCGUCACAGAGGGUGCUUCCACUACUAAAGAGUUAUUGAACAGAUUACGUGACCGCAUUCAUGCUCACCCUGAGAACAAGAAGAGGGUCAUUGAGUAUGUCAAGAAAUAUCUCAAACUUGUGGAUGGGAAGUUAGUUGUGAAAUAGAGCCGCGCUCGUAAAUUCUGUUGGUGUGUGUACCUUUGUAUGCAUUCCACUACGGCUAUUAAAUAUAUAUAUAUAUAUAUAAUUAAACAAUCGAGGGGCUAACCAAUAUAAAAGGCAGGC
This is a messenger RNA of Babjeviella inositovora NRRL Y-12698, 2028 nucleotides long. It is a transcript of the gene TFG1, whose product is annotated as transcription factor IIF subunit. The transcript has a single exon. Gene Ontology annotation, biological process: transcription initiation at RNA polymerase II promoter; positive regulation of transcription elongation by RNA polymerase II. Gene Ontology annotation, cellular component: nucleus; transcription factor TFIIF complex. The coding region runs from base 184 to 1908 and encodes 574 amino acids. Lineage: Eukaryota; Fungi; Ascomycota; Pichiomycetes; Serinales. Gene Ontology annotation, molecular function: RNA polymerase II general transcription initiation factor activity; DNA binding; TFIIF-class transcription factor complex binding. The record is from RefSeq and is a predicted model, not a curated record.